Molecule: messenger RNA, 1493 nt
Organism: Dichomitus squalens LYAD-421 SS1
Lineage: Eukaryota; Fungi; Basidiomycota; Agaricomycetes; Polyporales; Polyporaceae
Exons: 8
Coding region: 1-1461 (486 amino acids)
Source: RefSeq, a predicted model, not a curated record
AUGCUCGCGCGUUCACUCGCUCAAGUCGUGCAGAAACAUACGCACGCUCGCCGCGCCACGAAGAAGGAAGGCACCGUCGCGGAGUUCUUCGACAACCUCACCUCUGAGAGCCCACCACUGCCUGCUCGGUUUGCAGAUCUCAAGAAACAGAUGUGCAUUGACAAGAACGCCAUCGAGCAUGCUUGGCGGACGGUGCUGCAGGAGCUCGAUGACGCGACCGAGGAAAUUGUGCAGCAGGGCAACGAGAUGGUUUUGCGUGUCCCUACUGGGGACAUACAGCAGGGCUUGUCGAAGGAGCAGUUGAAGGUGUUGAAGAAGACGGGGGUCAUGAUCGUAACAGGUGGUGUGUCGGAGCAGGAAGCUUUGGACUGGAAGCGCUCUCUCCGGGAGUAUAUCGCAGCCAAUGAGGAUAAGGUCAAAGGCGCUCCUCCGGAAAACAUCGUCUUCUACGAAAUAUACAACUCCAAAGCGCAGACUCUCGCGCGCACUCACCCGGCGCUCAUCGCAGCCCAGAAGUAUCUACUCACGCUAUGGCACACGUCUGUCCCCGACACGAUCGUUAGCGUGCGGACCCCGAUAUCUUACUUCGAUCGUUUUCGUAUCCGUCAUCCAGGCCCCAGUGUUUUCACCCUUGGGCCGCACAUUGAUGGGGGGAGCAUAGAGAGGUGGGAGGAUCCUGCGUUCAGGAGUGUCUGGAAGCGGAUCCUCGAGGGAGGAGAUGCCUGGAGGCAGCAUGAUCCUUUCGAUAUCUCGCCUCGCCUUGAUGCGAACCAGGAUCUGUACAACGCUCCCAACCAGUGCUCCAUCUUCCGCCCAUGGCAGGGCUGGACGGCGUUGUCUCACACCGGUCCCGGAGAAGGGACCUUGCGAGUCCUGCCUAUGCUUUCGCUAGCGACAGCAUACAUCAUCCUACGGCCGUUCUUCCGGCUACGAUCGGAAUUUGCUUCAAGGAUCUCAUCGGCGGCUGACAUACCUCUUGGCGCCGACGCCUGGGUUCUCGACCUCGAUAACCCCGAGUUCCCCGGAAGCACUCCGGGGAAAACUCAAGCAAUUACACCCGUGACGCACCCACACCUUCGGGUAGACAAAACGGUGCUGUCCAUUCCUCGCGUCAAACCUGGUGAUCAAGUAUACUGGCACACGGACGUCAUACACGCCGUUGAGGCAGACCACAAUGGCUCGGAAGACUCGUCCGUGAUGUACAUCCCCGCCGUGCCUCUGACCGAACGGAACGCGGCAUAUUUGCGCGACCAGCGCGAAACAUUUUUACAAGGUCUCCCUUCACCUGACUUCCCCGGUGGAGAAGGGGAGUCGUGCUUCGUCGGUCGGGGGACAAUCGAACAUAUCAUGCACCCGGAUGGCCGCCGGAUCAUUGGUUUGGAGCCAUUCAAGUACGCUUUCGUCGACGAAGGGGAAAGGAGGGCGAUCACCGCGGCGAACGAAAUACUCGGUUUUGAGUGAUACGCUACCCCGAAAAGCAGCAUGAAUCGUGU